GGCCCCGCCCCGCGCGGCGCACUCUGGGAGAUGCAGUUUUCUGAGCGCACACCGUGCGGCGCCGUACGCCGACACUCCCUGUGUGGCGAGACUGCAGCUCCCGGCAUGCAGCGGAGCCUCUGGCGCACACGGGCACCAUGGCGGCGGCGCGAGGCGGAUUGCGGGGACUGCUGAUGGCUGUAAGAGCUUCGGCGUGCCCUGCCAAGGCCUGGGCGCGGCCGGACGCCCGGGGCACACGGCUCUUUGGGCACAGCUGCCCCCGGCCAGCCGGACAACGCGCCAGGCAGGAGCCCGGCAGCGGGGGGCUCCCCGAGGGGGUGGAGUACAUCCCCACCCGCAAGAAGGGCAAGAACCCGAUGAAGCCGGUGGGGGUGGCCUGGUACAGCCUGUACGCCCGCACACGCCUGGGAUACCUCUUCUACCAGCGGCAGGUGAAGAAGGCCCGGGAGCGGUACCCGCACGGCCACUCCGUGCCCCAGCCCUACUGCUUCCCUGGGGUGAAAAUCCUGCCCAUUCCCGUACUCUCCAACAACUACAGCUACCUGGUCAUCGACACUGGCUCCAGCCAAGCGGCUGUCAUCGACCCCUCUGACCCGCUGGCUGUACAGGCUGCCAUCGAAGAAGAGGGGGUGAUGCUGGAGGCCAUAUUCUGCACACACAAACACUGGGACCACAGCGGAGGGAAUGAGGCUCUCUGCCAGAAGCACAGCUCCUGCAGGGUGUAUGGCAGCGCUCUCGAUGCCAUCCCACGGCUCACCAACCCGCUUGCAGACAGGGAGAAGGUGACCGUGGGCUGCCUGACCUUCGAGGCGCUUGCCACGCCUGGCCACACCGUGGGCCACAUGGUCUAUGUGCUGGACGGGGGCCCCUUCGGCAGCCCCCCCUGCCUCUUCUCCGGGGACCUCCUCUUCCUUGCUGGCUGUGGCAGGCCGUUUGAGGGCUCCCCUGAGACCAUGCUCGCCUCCCUGGACCUGGCCAUGGGCUUGGGCGAGGACACGCUGCUUUGGCCAGGCCACGAAUACGCACUGGAGUGCCUGACCUUCGCCACCCUCCUGGAGCUGGACAAUUCCGCGCUGGAGGAGAAGCUGCAGUGGGCAGUGCAGCAGCGCCAGGAGAAGAGGAGCACGUGCCCCUCCACGCUGGGGGAAGAGCAGACCUACAACCCCUUCCUGCGGACGCACCGGCCGGAGCUGCAGGAGGCACUGGGAAUGUGGCAGGACAGGGGGGAGGACCCUGAUGCCUUUCGUGCCCGUGUCCUCAAGGAGGUGCGGAGGCGCAAGGACCUCUACCAGGCCACCUAGAUCUCCCCCACUGCCCGGGUCCCCCCUUUCCAUGGGGCCGGGUGAUGGUUGAGCCCAAGACUGUGUGGUUUGUUUUGCUGUGAAUCUCCCUCCUGGGGUGCAGGGUAGGGGGAGGGGGAAGAGUGGACACCCCCUUAAGUGGCCACCCCAUAAGUGAUCCUUGCCUUUGCUCCCUCGAACUUGGGGGUCACCAGCUGUCACGUAGCAGCACCUCAAUCCCCUCUUGGGGGGUCUGUAGCCCCCCACCUCACUGCUGGGGCUAUAGGAAUGGCACCAAGGGCUUCUCCUACAACCCCCCUCCACUCCCCACUCCCCCGUUUUUCUGGGAGUCUCCAAUUUCCCCUCCACCACCACCACCACUCAGCCCCCUCCCCUUAAGCUCCCAGUGUUGUGCAUCUCCUUUGUGGGGGCUGGGAUGGAGCCAGCAAGGGGAGGCGGGCCGGCAGUACUACCUCCAGGCAAGGGGCUCCUCUGCAGCACCCCAUCCUUGACGCCGGAGCCCCCCUGUACAUACACGCACACGCACACACGCACACACACUGGGACGGGGCCAUAGGAUCGCACUGCUGGGGUGUGGGGGGUGCUGCUUCACUGGGCAUCGGAGCCACAAUCACCCCCACGCCCCAAAUAAAAGACUGGAUCGGUUUUA
Messenger RNA from Onychostruthus taczanowskii (white-rumped snowfinch), 1950 nucleotides. RefSeq names its product PNKD metallo-beta-lactamase domain containing (gene PNKD). Gene Ontology annotation, molecular function: hydroxyacylglutathione hydrolase activity. The transcript has 10 exons. The record is from RefSeq and is a predicted model, not a curated record. Gene Ontology annotation, cellular component: mitochondrion. Bases 138 to 1301 code for a protein of 387 amino acids. NCBI's taxonomy places the organism in Eukaryota, Metazoa, Chordata, Aves, Passeriformes, Passeridae.